This is a messenger RNA of Caenorhabditis remanei, 1038 nucleotides long. RefSeq lists its product as uncharacterized. The record is from RefSeq and is a predicted model, not a curated record. NCBI's taxonomy places the organism in Eukaryota, Metazoa, Nematoda, Chromadorea, Rhabditida, Rhabditidae. The transcript has 6 exons. Bases 1 to 1038 code for a protein of 345 amino acids.
AUGUUCGAGCCAGGAACACCAUGGGAUGAAGCACUUGCUGAAAUAACAGAACAUUCGCUCAAAUCCAUCAAGCAAGUCCGAACCCCGGAAACAAAUGUACCAAGUGACAAGAAAUCAAUAAACUAUUUCAUUUUUCUAAUUAAUAGUGAAACCAGCGCUAAGAUAAUCUGCGAUGGUUUUAAGUAUGACUUCACUGUGGUUAAGAAAGGAAAUCUCUCCAGUGACAGUGCAACAGUAAUUUGUUGUUACCACACAUCAAAUUCCAAUCGCUUGAUCAAGAAGGAAACACACAACUUGAGUCUACAACAAGCUUUAGAAAAUACAUGUGAAAUAUUGUUGGGAACUAGAAAUUGUGUGAUCGAAAACAUGUAUCUAAAGGAAGAUUAUAAAAUUAUUCUAAAAGUGUUUGGUAACAUUACCGUGACUAAUCUUCAUAUGGAGGGGUUGAUGCCUGAUAUGGAAUGGAUUCAGAAAAUAAACUCGGUUACGAAUGUUUAUAUUCAAAAGCUUGAUUUAACGUAUUCCGGAAUUGUACAACUUUCUUUGUUUGCCGACUCGCGUUGCAUCAUAUUGGAUUCUGAAGCUCACGAUUAUGUCUUGAAUCUUGACAAUACAAUUAUCAUCUUGUAUGAAUGGCCAAAGUCCAAUCUACUAAAAAAGCUGUGUGAGAAAUGGAUUGAAGAGGACCGAGCUGAACACAGUUAUGUUUUUCUGGACAAAACAGAAGUUGGAAAGUUCAAAAAGAAAUACGGAAAAAAGUUGAUGAGCAUUGAAGGAGCGAGAAAAUACGAGUCUGAUCAGGAGUUCAACAUUAUAAUCCCUAUGAUCAGCGAAGAAUUUCAAUUACGUGUUGUUUGUUCAAAAAUGAACUGCUAUAUAACAGUAGAGAAGAAAUUUGAUGAGAAGUCAGGCAGUCAGAAUGCAAUAACUGGACGCCAACGCAGUCAUCAAGAUUCAUUGUCAUCAAUGUUUGGAAGAAUUGGGAAUUUCAAGAAACGCGUUUCUAGAUAUAUCAACUUCCAUGUUCACCGCAUAUAA